AUGACUCAGGAGACGACCAUCGGACUGUUCCGGCUACCGAAGGAGCUUCGCAACCGCAUCUACGAGGAGGUGCUGAGUGGUGUGGUAGUCUGCUACCCGUCAAGAAGCCGCCAGCGGAAGAAACUCGUAUUCGACGAGGAACCAGGAGCAGGUCUUCUGCUUGCCAGCAAACAGAUCUUUGAAGAGACACUGCCCAUCUACAACGCCACAUCAACUUUCAGAUUCGACGACAUUUGCCGUUUGCUUGAUUGGGCACUCAACGUCAAUGCCAAUGGUACCAACAAACCGUCUUCCGUCUGCCUAGUGAUGGAAGUUGACAUCACGGAAGAGUCCGUCCGCACGUAUGUCAGAAAGAAGCGUCAAGAAGACAAAGAGCAGGAGGCCAGUGAGAGUACUGCACACGAGACCAGUGAGGGUGCCGACGACGAUACCAACAAACGCAUCAGCGAAGAGGACAUGAAGAAGGCUCGCGAGUCCAUCAACAAAACAGCCACGAAGUACCUGCAAGACGACAUCAACCUCGCUGCAGAGAAAGUCCUGCGCUUUAAGAAUGCCCUGACCGGCAAGCUUUACACUCUCAAACAAAAAAACGAAGCACCUCAACUGCACGCUGAAGUCAUUGCUCAGUCAAUCACCACCAAGAACUGGGCACGCACAGACAAAGGCGAUGCUCGACAAGAGCCAGUGCUCGUGCGCUGGGGUCCGUUCGACGAUCCUUUCCUCGAAACUACUCCAAUUCCCGAAGGGCUCUCUGAACGGACCAAGGCGCUCGCGAAGCAGUGCGGCUUUGUGUACCACAGGACAGCGAGUGAUGGCGAGCGUCAAAAAGCAGGCCAGUGCUCGGAGGAGCUCGAAUCGAGUCCGCACUGCGACUCCUCUGCUGACGACCCCUUCGUCGACACGCCGCCGAGCAAGAACGUGCUGGGCCGCCUCGGGGCUGACUCGGCAAUUGAGAUUUGCGAACCCAAAGAUAAAGACAGGAAAACAGAGAGGGCCAAGAUCACAUGCGAUCCAUCGAACCCCGCGGAACUCUCACCCAUCCAGAAGAUAGCUUCGAAGUGGAAGAAUGCAGUUGUGCCGAAGUUACAGGAACCUCCUAUCGGACGUACUUGGGUUUGA
Messenger RNA from Fulvia fulva, 1119 nucleotides. RefSeq lists its product as uncharacterized. Lineage: Eukaryota; Fungi; Ascomycota; Dothideomycetes; Mycosphaerellales; Mycosphaerellaceae. The record is from RefSeq and is a predicted model, not a curated record. Bases 1 to 1119 code for a protein of 372 amino acids. The transcript has a single exon.